Messenger RNA from Rhizophagus irregularis DAOM 181602=DAOM 197198, 332 nucleotides. The record is from RefSeq and is a predicted model, not a curated record. NCBI's taxonomy places the organism in Eukaryota, Fungi, Glomeromycota, Glomeromycetes, Glomerales, Glomeraceae.
GAAACUCCUUUAGAAUAUGAAAAUUUGAUGAAACAAUGUUGGGAUGCUGACCCAUUAAAAAGACCUGAUAUUGAUACACUUUUGAUAAAAAUAAGGGAAAUUAAAAAAUCUCUUUAUCACAUUAUACCAGAUGAACUAAUGAUUGGUGAUACCAAAGAUCCUGAGUACCUAAGUUUGGCUCAAUUAUUUAAGUUGAUAUCUCAACAAGUGGAUGAAAGAGUUUAUGAAAACAAUUCAUCAAGUAAAUUAUAUGAUUUUGAAGGCUUACCAGAACCCAAAAAUGCGACUGAAGGUAUUAUUUUAUUCGAUUGACGAUUUUAUCGUUCCUCACA